GAGCCGGAGAGGUCGCAGACGCUGAUUGGCUCAUUCAAAAAUAGCACGCACGCAGCCCCGCCAUUUAAAUGUUUUAAAAGUCGUGUGUGUUUCUCCGUUUAACACCAGUGUGGAGUAAGUGAAAAGAGGAAUAACAUCACGUUUUGUCUUCGUAAGCGUUCCCGUUUAAUAAGCAUCAUGGGAUCCAGUGAGAGCAAGAUGGCUGCAUGCGCACAAGUAAAGCCAGAGCCGGCCAUCAAAAACAAUCGGGUCAACGCGCUGGUAGAUCCACGCUCCCCUUCAACAGGCAUUGACCGUACACCCAUUCAGGUUGGUGUGCUGAAAAGUGAGUGUCCGCAGGCAUUCGCUGAUCCCCGCUCACCUACUGUCGGUAUUAGCCGCACCCCUGUCAGAGAAGUCAUGAGAGCAACGGUUGGGUCCUUUGCUCGCCGCCUGGGCAUGCUUUUCCAUAACGAGGCUGAAGGCAAAGCCACCGAGAAACGCUUCAGUGACGUGGUGGAGGAAGAGGAGGCCUUAAAGGACGAAGAGUUUGCUUCCACUAAGCCGCUCCUGACUCCUCAGUCUAUCCGCAACUUUGGUUCCCUGGCUGAUCAUGCCAACCUUUUGGCCACCCCUGUAAUGCCCCCUCUGCAAAGUGAGGGUAGCUUAACCCCGUUUGUGCUUCUUGACCACCCCCAAGUGGAGGUGGAGCUGGAAACUGAGGGAGAAUUUAGCCUUGAGGAGGCAGAGGAAGCUAAAGAAUCUCCUCUUCACAAGAGGCUGAGCAUGAGCCUGAUAACCUGUCAUGACGGAGCAACUUCGACACAGAUCUUUGCUGAGGUGCACCGUGACUGUGCUACAUCUCCAGUGUCUAGUGUGGUGAUAGAGCCGAUCAAGAGUGGUAUGGAUCAUUCUUAUGCCGUUCCUUCUAUCACCGUUGAAACUGAGACCCCUGUUGCGCCUUCCCUGCCCGCUGAUGCAGAUGAUUCCCCAGUUCAGGUGUCCACAGCACAGUCAGAGGAAGCAGAGCAAACCCCACCGUCUGAGGAAAUGAAGGAGCUUGUUAAAGAGUCGUCUUUGCCUGCCGCACCCACUCCAGAGCCAGCAACUGUCCCCAAGUCAGAGCAGCCACAGCUCAACACUGGCAUCCGCUGCCCCACCAUCGACCCCAAGAGCCCCAGUCAGGUGGUGUUCAAGCCCCAGUGGCUGGGAAAAGGUUUUGGCGCCACUGGGCUGAAAACUAGAGGAGGCUCCUCCCCUCUUGCUGUCCGCUUGGCCGUGAAGAACGUAACCAAUGAAAACAAAGGCCAGUCCGGAAAACGGAAGCAGAAAGGUACUGAAGGCCGCUCCCCGCUGCAGAUCCUUAAGGAGACAAACUCACCCAGGGACAAACGCUCUCAGAUGAAACUGAAGGCCUCCACUCCAGAUAAGCAGAGACUGGGACAGAUGGACCGCAGGGUGCUGGCAGUGUCUCUGGAUAAGGAGAACAGAUGAUCGACUGCAGCCACGUGUACAGAAUCCUGCCUCUUAUAUAUCUUUUAUAACAAGAUUUUAUCUGUACAGCUUCCUUUGUUUUCUGUGUGUAUAUUACUUGUAACUUCCACUUCCAGCAGUUUCCUGUCCUGUUUUUCUCAUCUUGUAAAUAUUAAUAAAAUUAUUUGCACAGACACUA
Messenger RNA from Acanthopagrus latus (yellowfin seabream), 1651 nucleotides. It is a transcript of the gene cdca3, whose product is annotated as cell division cycle associated 3. The transcript is spliced from 6 exons. Lineage: Eukaryota; Metazoa; Chordata; Actinopteri; Spariformes; Sparidae. Bases 178 to 1473 code for a protein of 431 amino acids. The record is from RefSeq and is a predicted model, not a curated record.